Messenger RNA from Betta splendens (Siamese fighting fish), 1641 nucleotides. It is a transcript of the gene rbm17, whose product is annotated as RNA binding motif protein 17. Gene Ontology annotation, biological process: alternative mRNA splicing, via spliceosome; mRNA cis splicing, via spliceosome. NCBI's taxonomy places the organism in Eukaryota, Metazoa, Chordata, Actinopteri, Anabantiformes, Osphronemidae. The transcript has 13 exons. Gene Ontology annotation, cellular component: precatalytic spliceosome. The record is from RefSeq and is a predicted model, not a curated record. Gene Ontology annotation, molecular function: RNA binding. The coding region runs from base 175 to 1443 and encodes 422 amino acids.
GCAAUAAGAUGCGAUGUAUCCAAAAUGUCGUUGAUUGUCGCGCUUCGGUUUUGUUGCCGUCGCAUUGACUUCCGUCACGUUCAAUGAGGACGAACCAAGAGGCUUAUUUAAUGUGCAGUUGAACCUUUUUUUAUGUUGUAGGCGCUUUUUUCAGAAACGGUAACCGAAGCAGCAAUGUCGCUGUACGAUGACCUCGGCGUGGCCACAAAUGACAGCAAGACCGAAGGAUGGUCCAAGAACUUCAAGCUGCUGCAGUCCCAGCUGAAGGUGAAGAAGGCUGCUCUGACCCAGGCCAAGACCCAGCGGAUGAAGCAGACCACUGUCCUUGCACCCGUCAUUGAUCUGAAGAGAGGAGGCUCCAGUGAUGAGCGACAGAUCAUAGAUACUCCUCCACAUGCAGCUGCUGGAAUAAAGGAUGCAGUGCCCAGUGGUUUUACUUCUGGCGACGUGCUGAUCCCACUCGCCGAUGAGUAUGACCCAAUGUUCCCCAAUGACUAUGAGAAGGUGAUGAAACGACACAGGGAGGAACGUCAGAGGCAGAGGGAGCAGGAGCGGCAGAAGGAAAUUGAAGAGAGAGAAAAGAUGAGAAAAGACAGACAUGAGGGUGGUGCAGCUCCAAGUGGUUUCUCUCGUUUCCCAGCAGCAGAGGGUGACUCCGAUGAGGAGGAGGAGUAUGAAAAAGAGAGGAGGAAAAGAAGCAUGGGUGGAGCAGCCAUUGCUCCUCCUUCAUCACUUGUGGACAGAGAUGGAACCUCUUCAUAUUCCUAUGAGGAUGAAAGUCGUCCUUCCAGAGGUGCAAAAGCCGCCAUCCCUCCGCCUAUGUAUGACGACUCAGAACGGCCCCGAUCGCCCCCUGGACCAACCAGCUCCUUCCUGGCCAACAUGGGGGGCACAGUGGCCCACAAGAUUAUGCAGAAGUAUGGUUUCAAAGAAGGCCAGGGCUUGGGGAAACACGAGCAGGGCCUGAGUACAGCGCUGUCUGUGGAGAAGACCAGCAAGAGAGGUGGCAAGAUCAUCAUAGGGGACGCUGCAGAAAAGCCGGGGUCGAGCCAACCAGGGGCUGCUGAGACUACGGUCGGAGGUGCUGCAGUGGACCCGUCCAAGAAAUCCGAUGCAAAUCCACUAACGGAGAUCCUCAAAAACCCAACCAAAGUAGUCCUACUCCGGAACAUGGUGGGCCGAGGGGAGGUGGACGAAGACCUGGAGGGGGAAACAAAAGAAGAGUGCGAGAAAUAUGGCAAAGUGGUUAAGUGUGUUAUUUUUGAGAUUGCUGAUGUUCUGGACGAUGAAGCCGUCAGGAUAUUCCUAGAGUUCGAAAGAGUGGAGUCGGCCAUCAAAGCUGUGGUGGAUCUGAACGGACGUUACUUUGGCGGGAGGGUUGUCAAGGCCUGCUUCUACAAUCUCGACAAGUUUCGGAUUCUGGACCUCGGCGAACAGGUCUGAUGUUUCACCCAGGAGUUGGUUGAGUCACCAGACACUAUGAACAUGCAUCAUCGACCCACUUGUACAUAAAUCUUUUUAUACUUCCUUAGCUGAAGUGUCUGAAUGUGUUGUUGACUUGGCCAUGAAAUAGAUAAUUGUCUUUUCUGCCACCCUGUGAUUAAAAAAUGUUUGUCAAAAUAAAAUUGCUGAACUCUGGAA